AUGGCGAAAUCAUCCCGAGAGGCCAAGAAAACAAAGAGAGGGGACUUUACAAUGGCGAAGUGGAGACCAUGCCGUGGCGAAAGUAUCAUGAGAGGAGCACAACCAAGACCGUGGGACUUGGCCGAGACGAAACCAAAACUCAAACAUGCCAAGGGGAGCGAGUUCAUUCAGGAAUUUACCUUUGUGGUUAAGCACCGCCCACGGAUAGAGAACAAGGUAGCUGAUGCUCUUAGCUGGAGAAUCCACAUUUUGAACACCUUAACAGUUAAUGUUGUGGGAUUUGAUAGGCUCAAGGACAAGUACACUUCGUGUCUUGACUUUGGCAUCAUUUAUGAUAAGGUUAAAGAUAGCAACCACCAAGCUCAUGUGAAUUUCCUGAUCAAUGAUGGCUACCUAUUCUGUGGGUCUAAGUUGUGUAUUCCCCACAUGUCACUAUACAAUUUUCUCAUUUGGGAAUUAUAUGCGGGAGGGCUAGCCGGACACUUCGGCAUUCAGAAGACUACGGUUAUGGUUGAAGACAGGUUCUACUAG
Neltuma alba is the source of this 531-nucleotide messenger RNA. RefSeq lists its product as uncharacterized. The transcript is spliced from 2 exons. The record is from RefSeq and is a predicted model, not a curated record. Bases 1 to 531 code for a protein of 176 amino acids. NCBI's taxonomy places the organism in Eukaryota, Viridiplantae, Streptophyta, Magnoliopsida, Fabales, Fabaceae.